Rosa chinensis is the source of this 2601-nucleotide messenger RNA. Its product is annotated as receptor-like protein EIX2. NCBI's taxonomy places the organism in Eukaryota, Viridiplantae, Streptophyta, Magnoliopsida, Rosales, Rosaceae. Gene Ontology annotation, molecular function: protein binding. The record is from RefSeq and is a predicted model, not a curated record. Bases 1 to 2601 code for a protein of 866 amino acids. The transcript is spliced from 2 exons.
AUGGAGGAAGAGAGGCGAGCACUUCUCAGCUUUAAACAAGAUCUCAGUGAUCCUUCUGGUAAGCUUUCUUCUUGGGCUGGUCACGAAUGCUGCCAAUGGACAGGGAUUUCAUGCAACAACCGCACUGGUCAUGUUGCAACGGUUGACCUCCGUAAUACAUAUCCAUACACCACAAAUGAUGAACAGUGGAACACCACGGAGUAUCUUCAAUCUUGUUUGGGGGGUAAGUUAAUUAAUCCUUCUUUGCUUGGCUUGAUACAUUUGAGUUACUUAGACUUAAGCUCGAAUGAUUUUCAAAGGACUCACAUUCCCAAGUUUAUUGGGGAGCUUACAAGUCUGAGAUAUCUCAAUUUUUCAAGUAUCUGGUAUUUGAGUUCAGUUGCGGGAGAGAUUCCUUCUUCUCUUGGUAACCUCUCAAACUUGAACUAUCUUGACCUCAGAUCUAGUUAUUAUUCUCUUUCUUCCAAAAACUUGAAUUGGCUUUCUCAUCUCUCUUCCCUAAAAUACCUCAAUCUUGGAGGUGUGAACCUUAGCAGCACAGGAGUUAGUUGGCUACAUGAGGUUAACAUGCUUCCUUCACUCUUAGAGUUGCAUUUCUCUAGUUGCGAAAUUGGUGGAAACCAGCUUCCACUCUCCAUGCCUACAAUUAACUUCACAUCACUUUUGGUCCUUGACAUGUCAUUGAAUAGUAUUAAUUUUUCAUAUCCUAAAUGGAUGUUUAAUCUUACUAGCCUUACAAAAGUUGAUCUGAGUGAGAAUUCUUUCAGUGGCCCCUUUCUUGAUGAAUUUGUAAGACUCAAAUCUCUAGAACACCUUGACUUACGGAGUGUAGGACUCAAAGGUCAAUUUCCCAAAUUUAGUGGAAAUUUGUGCAGGCUCAAGUCAUUAAGUCUUGCAGGGAAUCAAAUUGAUGGGGGGAUUGAAGAGUUUUUGAGUGGUUUCUCAAAUUGUUCAUUUAAUAGAAUGGAGUCACUAGAUUUGUAUGGCUGUGGGCUGGUAGGCAAAUUGCCUAGUUCGUUGGGAAUGCUGAGAAGCCUACAGCAUCUCUAUCUCAGCUCCAACUCUUUUUGGGGAUCCGUUCCAGAAUUUAUUAUCAGAAAUUUAUCAUCACCCCUGAAGACACUUGAUCUCAGGGAUAAUAUUUUCAACGGUUCCAUUCCUCAAAAUUUGGGAAAACUUUCUGAGCUAGUUACCCUUGAUCUAUCUUAUAAUUCGUGGGAAGGCCCCGGCUUCCCUGUAUGGCUUCAAUCUCAAACUGAGCUCUUGUCGGUCUCACUUAAGAAUACUGGACUCUCGGGUGCAAUACCAGAGGAAUGGGUCUUUAAGAUAUCUUCCCAGAUCCGAUGGUUGGAUUUAUCUUCCAAUCAAAUAAGCGGAAAGCUUCCGUUCCGAUUCAACUCUUUUCCGAAUCUGGAGUCCAUAGUUCUGAGCCAUAAUCAAUUUGAUGGCACUAUUCCAUCAUCUAUUUGUAGCAUUCAAUCUCUAUAUGAACUUGCUCUGAAUAACAAUCAGUUAUCCGGAGAAUUCCCUAAAGAAUGGAGUUUGUGGAGCAGCAUACUCACUGUGGAUGUCUCAAACAACAAUAUGUCUGGUAAUAUUCCAAGCUCAAUGGGCAUUCCAAGUUCUCUUUAUAUGCUAAAGACAGACAACAAUCAUUUUAGCGGAGAAAUUCCUUCUGCCUUGCAAAAUUGCUCUGGUUUGCAGAGACUUUAUCUUGGAGGCAACAAAUUUACUGGAAGCAUACCUUCUUGGAUAGGAUCAAAAGUGGACACAUUCGCAGUGCUGCAAUUGCAAUCAAACUCUUUAAGUGGACAAAUUCCUCGUCAUUUGUGCACUCUUCCUUCCCUUCAGAUCCUAGACCUUAGUCACAAUAGAUUUUCAGGGACUAUUCCCAACUGUUUGAAUAAAUUGACUUCUUUAAUCUCUAGUAGUUAUGGGGGCUGGGACUACUCUGAUGAUUUUGAGGUAAUAACUGUGACCGUAAAAGGAAGAGCAAGUGAAUACUUAGAGAACAAUGCGAGGCUUCUAACCAUUAUUGAUUUUUCGCAUAAUGAUUUAGAAGGUGAAAUUCCUGAAGAAAUCAGCAGUCUCGUUCAAUUAGCUACAUUAAACUUGUCCAUUAAUCAAUUAAGUGGAAAUAUCCCCUCAAAAAUUGGAAACUUGCACUUGCUUGAAACACUUGACCUCUCCCAGAACCAGCUUUCAGGACAGAUUCCACAAAGUCUCGCUUCUCUGACCUUCUUAUCUCACUUGAACUUGUCUUGCAACAAGUUGACCGGAAGAAUUCCUUCGGGCAACCAACUUCAGACGCUCGAUGAUUCAUCUAUUUAUAAGGGCAAUCCUUCACUCUGUGGAUUUCCUCUUUCAAACUGCACAGAAGAUGGAGGCAACAUGCAUGAGACUCAUGAAGCUGAUGAUGAAAAGCUUGGUUUAUAUACCAGCGCGGUGCUUGGCUUUAUCAUAGGCUUUUGGAGUGUUUAUGGCACAUUGAUAUUGAAGAAGUCAUGGAGGUAUGCUUAUUUUCAAUUUUUUGACCACAUCAAAGAGAAAGUAGCACUAGCAAUUGCAUUGAAAGUAGCUCGUUUGAAAGCAAGGCAGUGA